AUGUCUCGACGCGCCAACCCGACCCAGGCUGCUCAGAACCAGCAGAUUAUCAAGAAUCUCCUGAAACUCGAGUCCAACAAGAUCUGUGCCGACUGCAAGCGCAACAAGCAUCCACGAUGGGCGUCUUGGAAUCUGGGUAUUUUCGUCUGCAUUCGGUGCUCGGGCAUCCAUCGGGGCAUGGGCACGCACAUCAGCCGCGUCAAGUCGGUCGACCUCGAUGCAUGGACCGAUGAACAAUUGCAGAGUGUCCUAAAAUGGGGCAACUCAAGAGCCAACAAGUAUUGGGAAGCGAAGCUGGCGCCGGGCCAUGUCCCGGCAGAAGCGAAAAUCGAAAACUUCAUCCGCACGAAGUACGACUCCAAGCGAUGGGUCAUGGACGGGGGGAUGCCCGAUCCUUCCACUCUUGAUGACGGCGAUGAUGUGGUGAGUGCCUGCCUGUACCGACAAAUCAAGAAAGAGCAGAAAAAACUGACCUGCCAGCCUCUUGCGGUUGUACAGCAACAGGCAAAGAUUGAACGUUCUGCUUCGCAACGAAUGACAUCCCCGAACCAGCCCGCCGUGCGCCGACAGCAACCCUCGAUCGACCUGUUCGGUGACGAUCCUAUCGCUCCACCGGUGCGCCCCAGCACGACCGAACCGUCCGCUCGCGCGCAGCCGAGACAAGCACCUCCCACACAACCGAAGGCUCAAAAACCAGGCGAUUCGUUGCUUGGACUGGACUUCUUUGGAAGCACUCAGGCGGCCGCCGGCAGUCGCCCGAGUAGCACUGCGUCAACGCCUGCUGCCCCAACCGGAAUGUCUCGCCCCGAUCUGAAGCAGUCUAUUCUGUCCUUGUAUUCGAAGCCGCAGCCGCCUCCUCCCACCCAGCAUGAGCGGAACAAUUCCUUCGGCGAUAUGGCUUCUCCUACAGGUCCUUCCGCAUCCUCAAACAUGGGUGGCUUGACAGACGCUUUCAGUGGACUGAGUUUCCCAUCUUCGACCACCUCUCCGCCUCCCAGACCAGCAGAGAAGCCAGCACCUUUCGCCAAUCUCUCCAACUUUGGCAAUGUCAAGUCCAUGCCGGCCACGCCCAAGGUUACCUCGCCUUCUGACACUGCUGGCGGAGACCUUUUUGGUAGCCUGACCUCCCCUACCAUGUCUGCCCCGAAGCCACAGUCCAGAACAACUUCGAUCUCUUCGAAUGGGCAAGACCACGGAUUCGGCGGAUUCGGCGGAUUCGCGUCUCCUCCCGCCAAGCCCAACCCUCCAUCCAUCCCCUUGUCAAACGAUCUAUUUGGCCUCUCCUCUCCCCCGCCUGCGCCUGCGGCCGUUUCUUCGCCGCCCCCACAACCCAAGGCUCCAUCUCCGCAGCAAGAAAUGAAAUCGGCAUUCAACCUCUCCAGCCCCGUGAUGCAGCCCUCUGCGCCUCCCACGCAGACAUCUUCCACCAAGGCGCCCGCCAGUAUGUUCCCAGCGAGCAUCGACCCAUGGGGUGGUAAUGAAUGGAACACGCCUGAUCCUGCACCGAUGCCGGCUCCCGCCCCGACCGCCGCCCCAUCCGCCGCAUCGAUGAUGAAGGUCCCCGACACAUUGACCGCCAACGACAUAGGAUCAGGCUGGGGUGCACCGUCCAAGCAAACCCCCACCGUCGCAGCAGAUGAGGACUUCGGUGGCUGGACCAGUGCCGCCCCAGUCUCCUCAAACACCACGACGACCACCACGAACAACAUGUCCAGCUCAACCAAGCCGGCGGGCGGGUUUGGCGGCAAUGACGACCUUUUCUCCAACGUCUGGGAGUAA
Messenger RNA from Penicillium lagena, 1779 nucleotides. RefSeq lists its product as uncharacterized. Gene Ontology annotation, biological process: endocytosis; endoplasmic reticulum to Golgi vesicle-mediated transport; intra-Golgi vesicle-mediated transport. The transcript is spliced from 4 exons. The record is from RefSeq and is a predicted model, not a curated record. NCBI's taxonomy places the organism in Eukaryota, Fungi, Ascomycota, Eurotiomycetes, Eurotiales, Aspergillaceae. The coding region runs from base 1 to 1779 and encodes 592 amino acids. Gene Ontology annotation, cellular component: Golgi apparatus. Gene Ontology annotation, molecular function: GTPase activator activity; metal ion binding.